Molecule: messenger RNA, 2193 nt
Organism: Psammomys obesus (fat sand rat)
Lineage: Eukaryota; Metazoa; Chordata; Mammalia; Rodentia; Muridae
Product: NUT family member 2-like
Exons: 7
Coding region: 1-2193 (730 amino acids)
Source: RefSeq, a predicted model, not a curated record
AUGGAGCCUAGCAGACAGGCAUGGUUGCUGUCCAAGCCUGUAGGAAUAGCUUCAGAAGCAUCUUCACUGGGACAGAACAUGAGCGUCAACCCUGGUGCCUCCAUGCCUACAUUUGCAACCCUGCCUGUUCUCCCACCUGCCCCCCAACCAGCAACCCAGUUAUUUUGGGAGCCCCCGGCACCCCUUGUGACUACAGGCAUCUCUCCCAGGAAUCCUUUAGUGCUAUCUGCCUUGCCUGGGAUGUCUUUGGUGGCAGAAGAUGGAAGCACUGCCCUGAGCACAGCUGUCCCUCUGAACAUUGUACAGGUUGGGGCCCCAGGCAGGCCUGUGCACAAUGCCAACAUUGUCCUCACUCAGGUGCCCCUCAACUGUAAUGUCCCCGGGACCCAAGGUGGCAGCAUGGGGCGCCCUGCUUCACUCUUUAUGACAACACCUGCUGCUAACACCUUCAUUAAUGCCCGAAUUGCUUCAGCUGUCCAGCCCCAAGAAGGAACAUGGGUCCUGGGACCUCGCCCUCCCACCACACAGCCAGUUGUCCAGCUGGUUCCUGUCAGGUCCCCAGUGAACUCAGCACCACCUCCAAAAGGAGCACACGGAGAGAGUGGCCCAGCCAACGUCCAAACCAGCUCUCCGGACAACUACUUGUCCAAACCAGACAGCGUCUAUGGGAACUUCCGUCGCUGGCAGCAUAUCAAGACACUGGUCCAGAGGCACCUGUCCCAGACUCCUGAUGUGGCAGCUUUCUCCUGCUUCCUCAUCCCAGUGCUUCGGUCCCUGGCCCGGAGGAAGCCCACCAUGAACGUGGAGGAAGGCCUGUGGAGAGGUCUGCAGGAAUGGCAGUGCACAAGCAACUAUGACCGUAUGAUCUUCUUUGAGAUGGCGGAAAAGUUCACAGAAUUUGAGAAUGCAGAAGAGAUGGAGAAUUCGAGGCUGGAGAUGGUGAGAGGUGUUCAGGGCCAAGUUCUUACAACCACAGCAAGGCAAGAUCCUCCAAAGCCCCCAGCUCCUGAGGUGGUUGAGGAACCAGCGUGCACCUCCAUGGAGACUGUCCCCAAGACUGACCCUGCCCACUUCCCAGCUCUCAGACGCCAGAAGAAUGAGACGGCCAUGGAGAUUCCAUCUGAAGCUGUGCAGGAGUACAUGGAUAUCAUGGACUGGCUGGACCGGCUUCCGCAGUCAUUCACAGGAGAGCCCGAGGAAAAGGAGGACGAGGAGGACAUUGGGCUGGAGCAGGAAGAUGACUUGUACACAGACACGGGACUCCUGAGCUACAUUGAUGAACUCUGCUCCCAGAAACACUUUGUUGAACAAGUGGAGGCCAUAAUAAACCCCCAGUUUGUGGCAGAAAUCCUAUCUCCCAAACCAGAGAUGGACAUACCAACUCUAACCAAAGAGCUGGAGUAUGAGGAAAAACUCACUGUUGACCAGCUGCUGAAGAAGCAUUGUGUGGCUUUGAAGAAGGGAGGCGAGAGGGCACCUCUGAACCCCGGUGCCCCCCAGAUACCUGCCAGUGCUUCCAUACUGACUGUCUGCCAAGGUGCAGAGACACGUGACAAUGCUCCCCAAAGAGGAUGCAGUGCACAGACUGGCUCCUCACGAAUGGCUUCCUUAGACCAGCAGUGUCCUGGAGCCACCAAUGCAGAAAUAUGGGGACCUAAGCUUGCCACUGUCCUCCUAGGUAGCCGAGCUUCGCCCUCACUGGCAGACAUCGGAGCCACUGUUAUUCCUCGUGGCAGAGGAACCCACUCCCAAAGCGCGGGGUACAGAUGUGCAGGGAGCCUCAGAGGCACAUCUGGUACUGAGGAGCCCUACGAACCACUGGGCAGAACCAUUGAGGACAAGGAGGAGUUUCCCAGCCUGUCCUUCCUCCUGUCUUCCCAGUGCAGGCUGGUGCCAUGGAAACUAUCUCGCCACUUGUGCCCCUAUGCAGAUCUCUCUGACUCUGAUAGUAUCCCCAAACCAUCUGCAAAAAUAAGGGGCUUCAGUCCUGAUCCAUCUCCGUUAGCCAAGUCUAAGAAGCGAGCCUUCAUUGGAGGCUUGGCUCCUGUGGCUAAGAGGCCUAACUUGGGGCCUGGUCAUGGGGUCUCUGAAAGGCCACUCUCAGUUCUGGAGCUGGCUCAUCUCUCGCAGCCUCAGAAGGGGAAGCAUGAGACACUAGGUACACGGAAGAGGAAGAGGAAGAAAAGGCAUUGA